GUGUCGUAAAACUUCAGCGAAGAAGAAGUACAACCCGGAACAAUAAUAAACUCGUGUAACGUGAGGUGAAAUAUAUAUAUAUAUAACGUGAGUUAACAAGGCAUAUGCAGCCUUAAACAGUGUCAUCGGUUUAGGAGUGUGAGUUUGGUUCGUUUUCUACGAAUGGCAUCAAUUCUCAAACCAUACUUGUGUAAUAAUGGACCUUUGAUUCUGGACGGUGGACUAGCCACCGAGUUAGAGGCGCAGGGAGCUGUUAUACAGGAUGAUCCACUCUGGAGUGCCAGGCUUUUGCAAACCAACCCCCAGGCCAUUAGUGAUGCUCACUACAGGUUCCUUCUCAGUGGGGCGGAUGUUGUUACCACAGCUACGUACCAGGCCAGUGUUGCUGGAUUUGUCAGUCACAUGGAUGUGAACCCUGAAGGUGCCAGAGAGCUGCUGAUGUCUGGUGUGCAUCUGGCCAGAGAGUCAGUGAGGAAAUUUGUCAGCAGCAGUCAUUCAACAGAGCAGAGAGGACCAUUUGUUGCAGGCUCCGUAGGACCAUACGGGGCUUUUCUUCACAACGGUUCAGAAUACACCGGGACUUAUGCAGAGGAGAUGAGUGUAGAGGAUCUUAAAGUGUGGCAUCGACCUCAGCUAGAGUGCAUAACAGCAGCAGGAGCUGAUCUCAUUGCAUUUGAGACAAUCCCGAGUCUUAAAGAGGCGUCGGCUUUGGUGGAGCUGCUAAGAGAGUUCCCGAACUCUAAAGGCUGGCUCUCCUUUUCUUGUAAGGAUGGGACGUCUAUAUCUGAUGGCAGCCUAUUCACAGAUGCCGUGAGGAUUGCUAACAGAUCCACGCAGCUGGUCGCUGUAGGAGUUAACUGCUGUUCUCCAGCAUUAGUGGAGCCACUUCUGAACUCUGCCGAGUCCCUCCUGAGCCCAAACCUGAGCUGGGUAGUUUACCCCAACAGUGGAGAAGAGUGGGACAAAAAGCAGGGGUGGCAAAACUCAGGGAAAUCACAAGACUUUAUAACUGACCUAUGUCAUACAUGGGUGAAGCAGGGAGCCUCAUUAAUCUGUGGCUGCUGCCGUGUAACUCCCGAUAACAUAUCCGAGUUACGGCACCAUUUAAAAAGAACUGGCCCAUGUCCAGCUGCUGCAGUGUGACCACGGUGAAAAUGUGAUGUUCAUUGUUGCAUACAAUAAAUGAGUCCCAUAGAAUUUCUAAGAAAAAAAAAACAUUUAUUUUUAUACAUAUAAAUUAAAGAAAACCUUUAGCCUGUGUUAGCACAUAGCUGCAAAAACCAUGGCACCUUGAAAGUGAUAUUAAUAUUUUAAAAUAAACACGUAAAUGAAAGGAUAGAAAAUACACCAUGGAA
Messenger RNA from Cynoglossus semilaevis (tongue sole), 1355 nucleotides. Its product is annotated as homocysteine S-methyltransferase YbgG. The coding region runs from base 163 to 1143 and encodes 326 amino acids. Gene Ontology annotation, molecular function: S-adenosylmethionine-homocysteine S-methyltransferase activity; zinc ion binding. The transcript is spliced from 8 exons. Gene Ontology annotation, biological process: S-methylmethionine cycle. Lineage: Eukaryota; Metazoa; Chordata; Actinopteri; Pleuronectiformes; Cynoglossidae. The record is from RefSeq and is a predicted model, not a curated record.